AUGCGUCCUCUGGCUUCUGCCGCGCCUGCCCUGACUUCUGCGCCACAUGUGGCAACGCUGGUGAGCAGCAAGGCGGCAGCGCAGGUGUGUCAGGAGUAUUCACUGGCGACGGUGGCGAAGGCAACCAACGGAUGGUCCGAGGCCAACCUGCUGGGCAUAGGAGGGUUUGGUGACGUGUAUCGCGGCGUCUCCCCCACCGAUGGUGCCACGCCGUGGGCCGUGAAGCGAGCUAAGAUUGUCACCACAGACUUUGAUAAAGAGUGUUAUUACUCCUCAUGCAGGCCUCCUUGCCUGAUUCCCUCAUUCGACCCCCUUCUCCACCCCUCCAUUCCCACCCCCUCUGCCCGUCCUUCCUAUGCGCUGGCCCCUGCAGAGGCAGUCUCCCCGCUGAGCUUUGAGCAGCGGGUGGGCGUGCUGGUGGGGGCAGCACGCGGCUUUGACUUUGGCAUUCUCAUCCUUGAGCUCAUGACAGGCCGCCACGUCACCACCAAUUCUCUCGUCGUUCCUUCCGAUGAAGAGGCGGGGCAGCAGCUGCACAUUCUUGCCUGGGUCCAGCAGCAGCUGGCUCAAUCGGGCCUCAGCGAGGCGGUGGCAGGCCUCAAGGACCCUCGCAUGGAGGCGCGGGAUGAGUUGGUGUUGAGGGUGAUGCAGCUGGCGCUGCGGUGCACAUCUAAGCAGAGUGCCGUGCGGCCGGCCACGGGGGUGAUUGCAGCCGAGCUGGAGACCGUGCUGGUGGAGCUGGGCGGCUCACACAGAAAUGCUGGUCCCUGUCAGGUGGAUCGAGAGGUGGAGACGCAGAACGAGUUGUCGCUCGCACAGCCCAUUGCGGAAUCGCAAGGUGCUGUUCUGCAGGAGUUGCAGACGGCAUUGGAGUUCAACUCAUAUGGAUGGAAGGCGGGGAGCGACUGCCAGAAAGCGGAUGGCCUCACAUGCGACUCAGACGGCAUGAUCACCUCCAUGAGUUUUGCAACAUACCAGACACAGUUCCAGGUUGACAGCGUCACACGGCUCUCCCACUUGACAAAGCUGGAAAUAAAGGACGUUAAGUACCCGCCAGAAGGCACGCUCUACAACAUCACUUCGCUCAAGUCUCUGUCGCUGACGUGCUCCAUGAAUACGUGGUACAGCAUUCCUGCUGAGAUGGGCAACCUCACUCAGUUGACCCAGCUGAGAAUACAAAACUGUCCGUUGGGGAUUGAGAUUUCCACACUGAGUCUGCUCACCACCCUUGUGGAUCUGGAGCUUCUGGCAAACAGAAUCGCUUCAAUGUGGGUCCUUAUAGAUAACAGCUUCCCCACACUCAUGAACCUGGAUCUGCGGUCCAACGUAAUCGAACUAUACACCCUCGAUUAUUUAAAAAACCUGACAGCCCUCACAUCUCUGGAUGUAUCAUCGAAUCAGCUGAGCGGUGAUGGCCUAGCACAGGGGUAUCUGAGCCUGCCCAACUUACAGUACCUGAAUCUCUUUAACAACCAGCUGACCGGCGGUAUUCCUGACUCCAUCGCAACCAUGACUUCCUUGGUCAGCCUGAACGUGAGUUUGAACUACAUGGAAGGAACCAUCUCACCAUCGCUUGGACGCCUCAAGAGACUCUCAAAGCUAGCCAUCAACGGCACAAAACUCUCAUGCCCUGACAGCUACAGCAGCUGCGGAGUGCCUCAGAAUGCGUCCUCUGCCUUCUGCCGCACCUGCCCUGACUUCUGCGCCACAUGUGGCAAAUCCAAACCGGCAGCACUGGCAUCAGGUGAAACGCCUAAAUCAGGCCUGUCUACAGCCGCUAUUGUUGCCAUCAUUGUUGCUGUUGCUGCUGCUCUGGCCGUCGCUGCCCUGCUUUUCUUCUACUGCUGGUUCCAUUCGAGGCGACCGAAAGCGCUGGUGAGCAGCAAAGCGGCAUCACAGGUGUGUCAGGAAUAUUCUCUUAAUGCGGUGGCGAAGGCGACCAACGGGUGGUCCGAGGCCAACCUGCUGGGCGCGGGGGCCUUUGGUGAUGUGUACCGUGCCGUCUCUCCCACCGAUGGUGCCACUCCGUGGGCCGUGAAGCGAGCCAAGGUCGUCACCACCGACUUUGAUAAAGAGGUGUGUGAGAUGGCAACGAAGCACCACCCCAACCUCGUGCGACUGCUGGGCUUCUCAAUCGGGAUUACCGACAAGACAAGGGUCGAGCAAAUCCUCAUCUACGAGCUCAUGCCCAACGGGGACCUCUCGCACUGGAUCGGGAAAGGGGCAGUGGCCCCGCUGAGCUUUGAGCAGCGGGUGGGCGUGCUGGUGGGGGCGGCACGCGGCUUUGAGUAUCUCCACAGCUUCGGCAUCGUGCACCGCGAUAUCAAGCCCGCGAACAUCCUCCUUGACGGCAACAUGCAGGCUAAGAUCUCAGACUUUGGGCUGGUGAGGAGGGGAGAGGGCACAGCUGUGCAGAGCACGCGAGUGGUGGGAACACCGGGCUAUGUGGAUCCCUCCUAUUCUGCAUCUAAUAGGGCCACCACCGCGACUGAUGUCUACAGCUUUGGCAUUCUCAUGCUUGAGCUCAUGACAGGUCGCCACGUCACCACCAAUUCUCUCGUCGUUCCCUCCGAUGAAGAGGCGGGUCAGCAGCUGCACAUCCUUCCCUGGGUCCGGCAGCAGCUGGCUCAGUACGGCGGCAACGACGCAGUGGUGGCAGGCCUGAAGGACCCUCGCAUGGAGGCGCGGGAUGAGUUGGUGUUGCGGGUGGUGCAGCUGGCACUGCGAUGCACCCACAAUCAGAGCGCCAUGCGGCCGGCCAUGGGGGUGAUUGCAGCCGAGCUGGAGGCCGUGCUGGUGGCGCUGGGUGGCUCCCGUAGCAACUCUGCCGCCCGUCAGGUGGACCUGCAGGUGGAAUCGCAGAGGAUGCCAGCUUCGAGCUUGGAUGCAGAAAUGGCACGCCUGAAUGCGUUGCUUCAGGGGAGCUGA
Molecule: messenger RNA, 2928 nt
Organism: Closterium sp. NIES-65
Lineage: Eukaryota; Viridiplantae; Streptophyta; Zygnematophyceae; Desmidiales; Closteriaceae
Source: the annotation of a GenBank genome assembly